UGGUAGUUUUGCCAUUAAAUGUAUAGUGGCAUUCUGGUUACAGGCAAAGGCUAUUUUACCAAAGAAUAAAGCUAUUUCUUGACGAAAUCUAUGCUACCGAGCAGGGGCGGACUGACAACUCAUGGGGCCCCCGGGCAAUAGGGGAUCAUGGGGCCCCUGUAUCCUUGCCCAAACUCAAAAAAGCCUAUCAAAAAGGUACCAGGGGCAUCUCAUGGGGCCCCCUACUGACCCCGGGCCCUCGGGCAGUGCUCGAGUUUCCAAAUGGUCAGUCCACCCCUGC
This is a messenger RNA of Staurois parvus, 280 nucleotides long. The record is from the annotation of a GenBank genome assembly. NCBI's taxonomy places the organism in Eukaryota, Metazoa, Chordata, Amphibia, Anura, Ranidae.